Messenger RNA from Acaulospora colombiana, 2223 nucleotides. Lineage: Eukaryota; Fungi; Glomeromycota; Glomeromycetes; Diversisporales; Acaulosporaceae. The record is from the annotation of a GenBank genome assembly.
AUGGAAAGUGAAGAAUAUUUGGUACAAAGUGAUUCUGAUUCAGACGGUAAAACGUUAGAAAAAGUUAAAGAUUACCUUGAAAACUCACACUCAAAUGUCUCGGCUGGUCCCUCAUUUUCUGCGGUGAAGGUCCCCGGUUUUGAGGGUGAUUAUUUGUCUGAUUCUUCUGUAGAAGAAACUAUUCACAUUCCCCCUCUUGAACCAACAUAUAUUGGCAAAGGUAAACAGCGAGCUGAUCCUGUAGAUGAAGCAUUAUACGAUCGUGGGCACGCGACUUCGAAGGGUCAAGGCGAAAAUCCUCCUCGGCAACAGGAAAGCAUGGAAGUAGACAUUCCGUUGAAUCAAGAUAACGGCUUGACGCUGGAUGAUAAGGCUAUAAUGAGUCGUUGUUUGUCAAUCUUUUCAUCAAUAUCACCUAAUUAUCCAAAUUGGGGUGCGGAUGAAAUCAUGGUACCAUGUCCGUUAUCUGGAACUCAGCAAGAAUCAAUUGCGAAUGUGCUUACGGAUGUUAACUUAUCCUAUCAUAUGGGUAAGGCACCUGCCAAUGAGAAGUCAAGAGAAAAAUCCCCUUUUCGCGUGGCCAUUGAUGAUUAUCUUCAAAUAAUUAACAAUACAAUAUUGGAAAGGAAAGAGAGUUCAUCGAAAUUUUAUUCCAACAAUCAAAGUCAUAAGAUCGCAAUCGGCAACGGCAAAAUAAAGAUGCUUGAGACUUUAUUGCCAAUUCUAAGAAAAUUUCCUAUAAAGAUCGGCAUUGCAUCCUCAAUGAUGGACACUAUAAUACUAGUUAUGGAUAGAUGUAAUCAAAGAUAUGGUAUAAUCAAUGAUAGAAGCAACAAAUAUCACAAUAACCUAUACGACGAACAGGAGCACACAAACAAGAAAGAGUCGUUCUGCAUACUUUUCUCGACAGAUUUUAUAAACUUCUGUCCUAACGUUAUGCCCAAAUUGGACCUCAUCGUCGCACAUGACACAUCAUUCGAUCCCAGUAUGAGCCUCCAUUUUUCCAUGCAAAACCUACAAACUCCAAUUCUUCGACUUGUUACUGUCGAUUCGAUGGAACAAAUAAUUGCUUAUGGAUUAAUCAACAAAGUUUCCUACUUGGAUAAUUUUUCGUUUGAAAAACUCUCAAAGAUUUUUUUCUUUGGAGUAAAUAGGAAAAAUUUCGAAAUGACUGUUGGUGUUUACUGGAGGGAUUACAAAUUCACCGAGAUUUGUGAAAAGAUUGCAAAUCACGUAAAAAUUGGGAAAUUGAAUGACCUAUCGUUCGGAAUGGAGGAUAGUGCCGAAAGGUGGAUUGAAAAGAGUGGCUAUAGAGGAAAAGAUUGGUCCAGUAGUAGCGUACCGAGCGUCUACAGAAAUUUCGACAUAGAAUCCUACGAACUUUCUAAGGAUAUUUCUGAUUUAUCGAUCGAUCAUCCUACGCCGAAAGUUAAUGGUUCGACAAGUAAAGUUUCUAAGAAGGAAAAGAAUUCAAAACGGCAGGCAGAAUCACAAUUAACCUCUGAUCCAAAGAAAAUGCGACUUGACAAAGUGACCGAGAAAAAUCCAGAAUCAAUAGAUACCAACGUUUCAGAAGGGUUGACAACAUUGAAAAAGGAAUUGACCGAAGUACUGCGUUCACAAUUGAAUGCCGCCAAUCAGAAGCUGUCGUCCGCUAGGGCUGAAAUAAUAAAUCUGCAACAAAAACUAGAACGUGCAAAUAGUGACGAGCUUUCCAGAUUACGGGAACAAGUAGUAACAUUGCAGGAUCGGUGUGAACGAGAACUAGCAGACAGAAAAAAAGAGAUUCUCAGUAAGCAAAAGGAGAUCGAUCGGCUAAAGACAGAGUGUGAAAAAUUGAAAGAGGAUAAAAAGAAUCUGGAGGAACAGACAACUAGCCUAAAUGUCCUUAACGGAAAGGUUGCCUUAGAUGCCAAAAAAUCUAAGGAUGAAGCCGACACAAAAUUAAAAAUAUAUGAAGUAGAAAGGAAUCGUAUGGAACAAUUAAACAUACAACAGUCUCAAACUAUCACAAUAUUAAAUGGUCGUGUGGAUGAAUUAAAUAAUCAACUGUUUCAACUGAACAGUCAACUGUCAGUUCAAGGCGAACAUAUGAAAAUGAUUAAUGAUGAAAAGGCUCGUUUGGCACAGCUUACUAUCCAACAAACACAAGAAAUUGGUCGGUUGAAAUCCCUUAAUAAUGAAAACAAUCGAUUGAGUAGGCUGCCCAGGAACCUAGGAUAA